AUGAAAUCGUUUAAACAAUCUAUCUUUAUCAUCUUGGUAUCAUCAGCAAUACCCCCAUUAGCAAGACUUAUAGCGUAUUACCCAAGAUCAGUUAAAUCUUUUCGUUCAGCACAUGGAUGUUUUAAUUUGCACCUCAAUCUAAUUGACAACGAUUUAUUAAGAGAAUCACUCAUUUUGCUGGUUAAAUCUGCAAAUGACACAUUUAUAAAGACCCAAAGCUUUGCAAAUUCUUUAGACAGACGCUGGCCAGAAGCAAUGGAAAUUUACUUGACUAUUGGUCUCCUAUACGUGAUUUGGAUUAGAAAUAACAAUGCUUUAGUCGUUGAAGAUGAAAAAGAGGAUCUCAAAGAGUAG
This is a messenger RNA of Debaryomyces fabryi, 354 nucleotides long. RefSeq lists its product as uncharacterized. NCBI's taxonomy places the organism in Eukaryota, Fungi, Ascomycota, Pichiomycetes, Serinales, Debaryomycetaceae. The record is from RefSeq and is a predicted model, not a curated record. Bases 1 to 354 code for a protein of 117 amino acids. The transcript has a single exon.